UAGGCCCAAAGAGAAGAGAGAGGAACAAAAGGCGGGGUGGCGUGUGUAUUCGAACUCAUACAAAUACAACAAUACACCCACCGCUUCCUCCUCUUCUUCUUCUUCUUCUUCAUCAUCUUCUGUUAGCUUUGGACAAUCUCAUUCACAUCGCAUGACUUAUCGCUCCCAUUGAGAGAAAAUAUUCAUUCAAUUUUUUUUAUUUUAUUUUAUCGCGUAAUAGGAUUUUAUUUUCAUUUAUUCCCCUCAAAUUCAAUUCAACACUAUAGCUUUCCUGCCGCUAAAACCCUUACUCACUCUAUUUUAAUGAAUUAAUUAACUACUACUGCUGCCACUACUAGUGUUGUUGGGUAAAUUGAUUGGGUUCAUCAUUCAUGUCGACUCCAAGCGAGGAUCAAAUUCCUCAUUUUUCUCAAUUCAAUUUCACUCCUUUUACUUCUUCUUCUUCUUCUAUGUUUCCCUUAAGUCAAAGAAAUGAAAUCAAUAAUGUCAACUUGCACACUAGUAGUAACGUUGAAGCGUUUCCGAGUCAGAGCAACACUGUUAAUCUUCCUCCACUUCUUCAAACCCAACCCAACCCAAGAGGAAAGCAUAAUGGUAAAUCAAAAGUUUCAAAAAAUUCAAAAUCUGCCAAUCAGAUUUCAAAUACAGACUCUCUGAAUUCAGCCACAGUCAAUCGUUAUGACAGUUCCUUAGGAUUGCUAACCAAGAAAUUUAUCAGUUUGAUCAAUGAGGCUAAGGAUGGUACCCUUGAUCUAAAUAAAACUGCUGAGAUCUUAAAGGUUCAAAAAAGGAGAAUUUAUGACAUUACAAAUGUUCUUGAAGGAAUAGGAUUGAUAGAGAAAACUUCAAAGAACCAUAUACGGUGGAAGGGAUGUGAUGGACUUGAGCCACGAGAACUGGAGCAUCAAGUUAAUACUCUAAAGGAUGAAGUUGAUAGCUUAUAUGCCGAGGAAUUCAAACUUGACCAGUGUAUAAGUGAAAGAAAGGAGCUUAUAAGAAACCUGGAGGAAGGUGAAAACACUGGAAAGUACCUUUUUUUUACCAAAGAAGAUAUUCUUACCCUUCCAUGCUUCCAGAAUAAGCAACUUAUUACAAUCAAGGCUCCAAAAGCUAGUUUCAUUGAGGUCCCCGAUCCUGAUGAGGAAUUAGGCUUCCACCAAAGGCAGUACAGAAUGAUUGUUAGAAGUGCAACUGGACCGAUAAAUCUGUACCUCUUGAACAAGCACGACCACAAGUUUGAGGGUGUGAGUGCCAAGCAGGCAAAGCUAGAAGAUCCAUCACGGAAUAGCAACGGCUGCAGAAUGGACGGUGUGGGAUUAUUAGAAAACCAAGGUUUUCAGAAAAACCCUUCUGGGAGUUUAAAUUCGCUUGACUCAGAGGCUUUUGGAAUUCAACAGAUUACUCCUACGGAUUUGGAUGUUGACGGUGAUUAUUGGUUUCAAUCAGAUCCCCAAGUUGGCCUAACAGAAUUGUGGCGCACAAGUGCAGUUGGCUCAGAUAGAUGAACUUUUCAGUUCUCAAUGAUUAGUUCAACUGCGAUAUCGCAUUUGCUUAGAGUAGGCAUCGCUGAUAUAUAUGGUCAAUAUAUGUAAAUGUUAGGCUGCUGAUUGUUGCAUAUGACACAAAGGGUACAUUUCAAACUGUAAAUGCUAGCUCUUUUCUUUGUUGAACAUGCAGUUGCUUAACUAGCUAGGACUGCCGAAUACCAUUAGGGUGCCCGUGACGCCAAAAACAGAACAAUAGAAAAUAAACAUAUACUAAAUUACAAUAAGUUUAUUUUAUUUAA
This is a messenger RNA of Medicago truncatula (barrel medic), 1786 nucleotides long. Its product is annotated as transcription factor E2FC. Gene Ontology annotation, cellular component: RNA polymerase II transcription regulator complex. Lineage: Eukaryota; Viridiplantae; Streptophyta; Magnoliopsida; Fabales; Fabaceae. Gene Ontology annotation, molecular function: protein dimerization activity; RNA polymerase II cis-regulatory region sequence-specific DNA binding; DNA-binding transcription factor activity, RNA polymerase II-specific. The transcript is spliced from 14 exons. Bases 372 to 1505 code for a protein of 377 amino acids. The record is from RefSeq and is a predicted model, not a curated record. Gene Ontology annotation, biological process: regulation of transcription by RNA polymerase II.